This is a messenger RNA of Notechis scutatus (mainland tiger snake), 1720 nucleotides long. Its product is annotated as retroviral integration site protein Fli-1 homolog. Gene Ontology annotation, cellular component: nucleus. NCBI's taxonomy places the organism in Eukaryota, Metazoa, Chordata, Lepidosauria, Squamata, Elapidae. Gene Ontology annotation, biological process: regulation of transcription by RNA polymerase II; cell differentiation. Gene Ontology annotation, molecular function: DNA-binding transcription factor activity, RNA polymerase II-specific; sequence-specific DNA binding. The record is from RefSeq and is a predicted model, not a curated record.
ACACAUACACCACACACACAUACACACACACAUACACAUAUACACACACCAAGUCGUGUUCAUCCGGCCCCCUGCGCAAGAUCAGCCCUGCCAAUGCAACUCAUCUGACUGCCCAUGGAGAUCUAGGCGGAAAGCAGCAGGUAGAGGCGUGCCAUGGAUUGCACCAUCAAGGAGGCGCUGUCAGUUGUAAGUGAGGACCAGUCCAUCUUCGACCCAUCCUUUGCCUCCUCACACCUCUUGAAGACCGAGGUGUCUCCAGUGGACGAUUAUGGGAGCAAGGAAGAGCCAACAUUGGAAGACGCCUCGUGGUCAGCCCAGGUCAAUAGCCGAGGCCAUAUGGUGAAACAGGAGAACGAACAAGUCAAUUGCUCCAGCAGCAGACAAUCACCGGUGGAAUGCAGUGCCACCCGCAGGAACAAAGUGGAAGCGGCGGUCGACACGUCCCAAGUGCCCUACCCAACCGGAUACCCCAACCAACGUAGUCCCCCCGUUUCUUCGUCCAGGGAGGAGAAGGUCAUUGUUCCAGCAGACCCGGGUGUUUGGAGCUGCGACCACGUCCGUCAGUGGCUGGACUGGGCAGUGAAGGAGUAUGGCCUUCCCGACAUCGAAACCAGCCUCUUUCAGCACAUAGAUGGAAAGGAACUUUGCAAACUUGGGAAGGAAGGGUUCCUCCGCCUCACUUCGCCCUACAACACCGAAAUCUUGCUGUCUCACCUCACCUACCUGCGCCAAAGCAGUCCCACUUUCUCUUAUCCAUCUCCACCGGUUAUCAGCCAGCAGCCUCCUCCGCCUCCACCAAGGGUCCAAGUCAAAACUGAAUCUACAUAUGAUGAAAUCCGAAGAAGCAGCUGGGGCAGCAGCACAGUAAACACCACUCCCAAAGGUUCCCCACCGCAGAUCCAAACUGUGAGCCGGAUCCCGGAUUCUACACGCAUGGCACCUGUAGAUCCAUACCAAGUCCUUGGGCCCACUAGCAGCCGCUUGGCAAACCCAGGUAGCGGCCAGAUCCAGCUGUGGCAAUUCCUCCUGGAGUUGCUCUCGGACAGCAACAAUGCCAGCUGCAUUACCUGGGAGGGGACCAAUGGGGAGUUCAAGAUGACAGAUCCCGACGAAGUGGCGCGACGUUGGGGCGAGCGCAAGAGCAAGCCCAACAUGAACUAUGACAAGCUGAGCCGGGCGCUGCGCUACUACUACGACAAGAACAUCAUGACCAAGGUGCACGGCAAACGCUACGCCUACAAGUUCGACUUCCAGGGCAUCAACCAAGCCCAGCAGGGGCAGCCCGGCGAGCCGAGCCUUUACAAGUACCACCACACGGAACUGCCUUACCUGCCCCCCUACCACCAGCAGAAGGUUGGCUUCGGCCUGGGCCACAGCACGCAGAUGCCUGCCUCAUCCUCAGGGUUUUUCGGCCCACCUGCCCCGUAUUGGAAUUCCACAGGGGGAAAUCUCUAUCAGAACCCCACUGUGUCCAGGCAGGCUACCAACCACCUGGGCUCUUUCUUCUAACCUCCAAAAAGUCCUGGAGAUACCGGAACUUCUGUACCAGGAGAUCUCAUUAUACAAAUGUCCACCGCACGCAGAAAGUGAAAUACAGGGAAUAUCAUCUUGAACGUAUUCCGUGGCCAUCAUGCAUAAAGAAGGCGAGGGGAGCAGUACCACUCCCUGCCACCAGCAGGCGCUGUUCUUCUGCGCUACCCAAACAAUUUUGUGAUCAUCU